Octodon degus (degu) is the source of this 3294-nucleotide messenger RNA. RefSeq names its product general transcription factor IIIC subunit 4 (gene Gtf3c4). Gene Ontology annotation, molecular function: histone acetyltransferase activity; protein binding. The record is from RefSeq and is a predicted model, not a curated record. Gene Ontology annotation, cellular component: transcription factor TFIIIC complex. Gene Ontology annotation, biological process: transcription initiation at RNA polymerase III promoter. The coding region runs from base 537 to 2984 and encodes 815 amino acids. The transcript is spliced from 6 exons. Lineage: Eukaryota; Metazoa; Chordata; Mammalia; Rodentia; Octodontidae.
CAGCCGCCCGGGACGCUCCGGCCUGCGGCUCGGUGGGGCGCCCCGCUCGCGUCCCCGGCGGCGGGGAGUAGUCUCGGCCAGGCGCCCUCCGCACACAGGCGCUUUCGGGACGCCCCCGCUUGAGGAGACGAGGCCGCGCGCUCCCCGCGACGCUUGCCGCUCUGCCGCCGCGUGUCUCUCCAGCACUUCAGCAGCUCGCGCCGCUCCUGCUCGGCGAAGGUCCCUGAAAUCGACUGGGGUUGGUCGCCGGGAGAAGGAGUCCGCGAGGCUCGCCCGCCCGCCGCGGAGGCCGGGCGCCCCAGUUAGGCCCGCCCCGGAGGCGCGUUUUCUAGACAGGCAGUGCCGUGGCCACCUGGCAGGGCGGUGUCGCCUGGCGACGGCCGGGUCCUUCCUGGCUCUGCGGCGCUGCGGGCCUGAGGGGAGAAAACCGCGGGCGGAGUGCGCGGGGGGUGGCGGCCGCGGCGCUGAGAGGUGCCCCUGGGCGGCGGCGGCGGGGACCGGGCCCGCCCCGGAGCCGAGCUCUGCGCGGGGGAGAGAUGCACGCGGCGGACAAGGCCCGGGUGGGGCCUGCGGCCGACGGGCCCGCUCCGCCCGCGGAGGAGGAGGGCGAGGGGGGCGGGAAGGAGCCGGAGGCGGCCGCGGCCCCCAGGCCCAGCGCCGCGUUCCGCCUCAUGGUGACCCGGCGGGAGCCGGCCGUGAAGCUGCAGUACGCGGUGAGCGGCCUGGAGCCGCUGGCCUGGUCGGAGGACCACCGCGUGUCGGUGUCCACAGCCCGCAGCAUCGCCGUGCUGGAGCUCAUCUGCGACGUGCACAACCCGGGCCAGGACCUGGUCAUCCACCGCACCUCGGUGCCCGCCCCGCUCAGCAGCUGCCUCCUCAAAGUUGGCUCAAAAACCGAAGUUGCAGAGUGCAAGGAGAAAUUCGCCGCCUCUAAAGACCCUACUGUCAGCCAGACUUUCAUGCUGGACAGGAUGUUCAACCCUGAGGGAAAGGCCCUGCCCUCAAUGCGAGGCUUCAAGUACACCAGCUGGUCUCCAAUGGGUUGCGAUGCGAAUGGCAGGUGCCUCUUGGCUGCCCUGACCAUGGACAAUCGCCUGACUGUGCAGGUGAACCUUAACAGACUCCAGUGGGUCCAGUUGGCAGAUCUGACUGAGAUUUAUGGCGAGCACCUAUAUGAAACUAGUUUCAGGCUUUCUAAAAAUGAGGCUCCAGGGGGGAACCUCGGGGAUUUUGCUGAGUUUCAGAGGAGACACAGCAUGCAGACCCCAGUCAGGAUGGAGUGGUCGAGCAUCUGUACCACUCAGCAGGUUAAGCACAACAAUGAAUGCCGGGACGUGGGCAGUGUGCUCUUGGCUGUCCUCUUUGAAAAUGGGAAUAUUGCCGUGUGGCAGUUUCAGCUGCCAUUUGUAGGGAGGGAGUCCAUCUCUUCAUGCAACACAAUCGAAUCAGGGAUCAGCUCGCCUAGUGUCCUGUUUUGGUGGGAAUAUGAGCACAGCAACCGGAAAAUGAGCGGCCUCAUUGUUGGGAGUGCUUUUGGGCCUGUGAAGAUCCUGCCCGUCAACCUCAAGGCUGUCAAAGGCUACUACACACUGCGGGAGCCUGUUGUCUUGUGGAAGGAGAUGGACCAGUUGCCUGUGCACAGCAUCAAAUGUGUGUCGCUUUACCACCCUUACCAGAAGUGCAGCUGCAGCUUAGUGGUGGCUGCCAGGGGCUCCUACGUGUUCUGGUGUCUUUUGCUCAGCUCCAGGGCAGGCCUGAAUGUUCAUAAUUCCCAUGUCACAGGCCUUCACUCGCUGCCCAUUGUCUCCAUGACUGCAGACAAACAGAAUGGGACAGUGUAUACUUGUUCCAGCGAUGGGAAGGUGAGGCAGCUGAUUCCCAUCUUCACAGACGUGGCAUUAAAGUUUGAGCACCAGCUGAUUAAGCUCUCAGAUGUAUUUGGCUCGGUGAGGACUCACGGGAUCGCAGUGAGCCCCUGUGGUGCGUACCUGGCCAUCAUCACUACAGAGGGCAUGGUAAACGGCCUCCACCCUGUGAACAAAAACUACCAGGUCCAGUUUGUCACUCUCAAAACCUUUGAAGAAGCAGCUGCUCAGCUCUUGGAAUCUUCUGUUCAAAAUCUCUUUAAGCAGGUCGAUUUAAUAGACCUGGUACGCUGGAAGAUUUUAAAAGAUAAACACAUUCCUCAGUUUUUACAUGAAGCUCUGGAAAAGAAGAUUGAAAGCAGCGGGGUCACCUAUUUUUGGCGCUUCAAACUUUUCCUCCUGAGGAUUUUGUACCAGUCAAUGCAAAAAUCCCCUUCAGAAGUUUUGUGGAAACCCUCCCAUGAGGACUCAAAAAUCCUGCUGGUUGACUCUCCUGGGACGGGCAAUGCUGAGGAUGAGCAGCAGGAGGAGGGCGCUUCCUCCAAACAGGUGAGCAAGCAAGAGAGGGGCAAGGAAGGCGAGGCGGAGGAGCCAGCGGAUGACUCCCUGCCCCCCGCAGGAGACUCAGGGAGCCAGGAGCCAAUGGAGGAGAAGCUCCUGGAGAUCCAAGGGAAGAUCGAGGCCGUGGAGAUGCACCUGACGAGGGAACACAUGAAGCGCGUCCUGGGUGAGGUGUACCUGCACACCUGGAUUACGGAGAACACCAGCAUCCCCACUCGCGGGCUCUGCAACUUCCUGAUGUCGGAUGACGAGUAUGACGACAGGACCGCGCGGGUGCUGAUUGGGCAUAUCUCCAAGAAGAUGAACAAGCAGACUUUCCCCGAGCACUGUAGCUUGUGUAAGGAGAUUUUGCCAUUCACAGAUCGCAAGCAGGCUGUCUGCUCCAACGGGCACAUUUGGCUCCGGUGCUUUCUGACCUACCAGUCCUGCCAGAGCUUGAUCUACAGAAGGUGUUUGCUUCAUGACAGCAUUGCCCGGCAUCCGGCUCCAGAAGAUCCUGACUGGAUUAAGAGGCUGCUGCAAAGCCCAUGCCCUUUCUGUGACUCUCCUGUCUUCUGAGUGUGUGUGGUAGAGGAGGAAAGGGCAUGAGCUCGCUGUGGAGAAUGCCCUGCAGCCUGAAGAGUGGGCGUGAGAGGAAGCCUUGGCCCUGCCCGGGAGAGACUUCUUGUGACUGAGGAGGGCCUCCCAGGGACUCAGUGUUCAAGCACACGCACCAUCAACGGGGACUAAGGAUGUCAUUUUAGAUGAACAGAUGCAGAGGGUUUGAGUCAUUCUGAGAUGAACCCUAGUCCCCAGCCCCUAACCCAAUGAAGAACACUUAUUUUUCAAGUGUUUUGAUGGAAGCAGUUUGAAUAAAAGGAAUGUUCUG